AUGGGAGUGGGCGAUUAUGUCCACUCUAAAGAAGCUGGGCAGCCUCGCGCACCCGCCGACAUAGGCCCGUCGCAGCGCAAACUGCGGAUCGAGCCAGCAAAGACUGUCCUGCCCACCACAUUUCUGGAUAAUACAAAAACGAAUGGAAGAACCGUGUCACGGUCUUUUCAACAAUUGGAUGCCUUUCCGAGCCAGUCUCGCCCGCUCUCCGAAAACCAACCCCCCGACAAUGAAGGGCCUAGGGACCCUUUUGACACCGAUGUUGAAGGGCUGGAUGACUCGACCAUUGCUGGUACCAGUGUUUUUGGCCAUGAUGACGGCCGGUCACAGCCUCCAUUGGAUGUGAAUACUAUUGAGACAACCACCUCGCCACACCCAUCUUACUUGCCUCGGCCCACUCGUGACCGGAAUUCUUGGUACGGGGGAGGCCUUGGCCUUGGUGACCAGGUCAUGAAGAAAGCAGGAUUUGAUUCCGAUGACGCCGGGGAUACGACUAGCCAAGCUACCUCCUCCAUAGGAGGGGAUGACGAGAAGAGUGAAGAACCCAGCGGCUGGUAUCUGUCUCAUAAGCACCGCUCCACGGAAGAGCCACUCAGCAAGCGCCUCGAAAACUUCUGGUCUGCAAGCAAAAAAUUACCAUCAAACCCCAUAGGUGUCUCACAGCCAGAGUUGCAAAAUCAACUACUGGCCCCGGUGACCGUGAUUCCUGAGCCCCAACCACCACCACGGAAACUGGGGCAUAUGCUACCUCCCACGGCGGCCAGGAAGAUAGCAUUGCCGCAUAGCACGUCAGGCACCCCACGAACACGUUUCAGCCCACCAAAGCUCUCGCUCUUGGAACGAUUGGAUAUAUCACCGACCAGACAUGGGUCUGAACCGCCACCACAAACUGGACGGACUAUCAGUAUGACAGCUUUCCAAGAACCGGACCACAGCGAGGAGGAGAGUAAUCACGACCUUGAUGAAACGAUUAGGAUCGGUAGUAGCCGAGGAAGUGAACAUUCGGCCCAUCCUUAUGAUUUGACCAACAUGAGCGACUUGGACCGCGACGGCGAAUCUGAUCUGAUGCAAGACCCAUUCCUCACACACGCCUCUGCUAAACGCGAGCGUCGUAACACCGUCAUCCGCGCGAAUAAACGCCCGUUGGAAGCAGACUAUCCUCCACAACUGCUUUAUCAGAAAUCGUUCGCCGAGCUACAAGCCGAACCUUUCGACAAAGCUCCGACACCUACGCCUCCUCCUGUCAAGUCGCCUCCACUACCUCCAAAUCCUGCCCUCAUCGCGGGUGAUCAGUCGUCAAAUGAUGCUGUAUCUCAAAUUCUGCGACUUGCUGAUCAAGAUCGCCAAACAUUUUUGUCUCGCAUGUCUGUCGAAGAAUGGGAGGACUGUGGAGACCAAUUGAUUGAUCGAUUCAGUCACUUGCUCACGGAGAUGAAGAAUCUGCGCCGUGCGCGUCGUCGUACGGCUGCGGUCUUUGAAUCCGAGGUCCGGCGCCGCCAUGAGGAGGUCGAAGCCCAAGACUCGGAGCUUUCCUCGAAGCUAAACGAAAUGAGGACCGGAGGUGCCCAGGUCCUGCGUGGACGAAGCCAAUGA
Messenger RNA from Penicillium argentinense, 1593 nucleotides. RefSeq lists its product as uncharacterized. The coding region runs from base 1 to 1593 and encodes 530 amino acids. The record is from RefSeq and is a predicted model, not a curated record. Gene Ontology annotation, biological process: nucleolar large rRNA transcription by RNA polymerase I. Gene Ontology annotation, cellular component: RNA polymerase I core factor complex. Gene Ontology annotation, molecular function: RNA polymerase I core promoter sequence-specific DNA binding; TBP-class protein binding. The transcript has a single exon. Lineage: Eukaryota; Fungi; Ascomycota; Eurotiomycetes; Eurotiales; Aspergillaceae.